AUGGCAUCCACUGCCCCGCAGGAAUUCAUGUUCGUGGACUUCCACCGCGACAACGCCUCCACCAGAAAGGCGAGACAGAUAUUCGCGCAGAACACGUACCAGCGCAAGAAGAGACUCGCAGCCGUCGAGCGGCUGAAGACGUCGACGACACAGCGACUACGGCAGCGGUUGCCGUUCCGCUACGCCGCCGCGAGAGACGAAGACCGCCGGCCGUCAGAGGGUCCAGCAACGAAUCCGCGCCAUCCUCACCCGCAAGAGAACAACCUGCAGAUCGCCAGAUCCAGAUCCAGAGCAUCCUGGGCCGAGUUCGUAUCGCCAAAGACUUUGCUAGGCCAGGGCUUCGUGGACCCAUUUUCCACAUCCGCCGUCCCAAUGAGCGACAUCAUGAACUCCUACUUCCACCACCUCCGCACCUUCACAAUCCAACAAUCCUACCCUCUCGACGCGCCCCGGAUGAAAAUCUGGUGGUGGCAGAAGGCGCUCUCCGAGCCCGCGAUCCAGCAAGCCCUCCUCGUCUCCGCGGCAAGCCAUCAAACAGCGCUGAAUACCCUGGCCGGCGUGUCGCCGCAGUACAUGAGGAGCUCGGUGAGGGAGUUCCUGCGCCUGCGGGGCGACACGAUCAAGACGUUGAAUGGGAAACUGAGGGAUCCGGGGGCCGUUGCGGAGUCGACGAUUCUGAUUGUGGCGAGUUUGAGGGCUAUUGAGGCCAUCAGUGCAAGCGUCGAAGGCGUCACAGCACAUACAACGGGGCUCGAGGUCCUGAUCAACCUGCACGGAGGCCUAGACGCGCUCGAGCACCUCACCGUGUCGAAAAUCUACCACGGCGACAUCAUCCGCGCAGCCCUAACAGACACGCCCCCGCUCCCAUUAAGCCCCAAGUGGCGCGCCGAGAUCCUGCAGGGACUCAAGCUCUUCAGCACCUCGACCGGAUUCCUAUCUUCAUUAGCGGACCUGGAUCCAACCCUCCACAAUCAGCUCUCCCACCUCGGCACAUCCUUCCUCAACGCCCCCUGGCUCACCACCCUCCCCCCAACCCUGCAGACAACCCUCGUCAUCUCCCAGCGCCUGGUAGCCUACUACGAAGCGGCGCAGGUGGAUCCUUCUCUUAUAAAGCCAACGGAUAAUGACCUCUUCGUCGUGCUCAUGCACCGUCUUGUUGCGGAUACAUAUAAAGAUACCGUUCACGAGCCGCUCCGUCUCUGUCUCCUGGUGUACCUCAACAUGCGCGUCUGGCAUCUGCAGUCGUUUCCGAUUAUGGCGUGUCUUGUUGGGAUGUUGAGGGGGAGUUUACUUUCGCCCUCGGCCUCUGCCUCUGUCUCUGCCGUUGAUGUUGCCGUUGACGUUGACGGCGGGUGCAGUGUCCUCUCCCACCUCCAAAGCGUCGCACCAGAUCUCCUCUUCUGGAUCCUCUUCAUCGGCGGCAUGGCGUCGCACGGGCAUAGCGGGCACAGUUGGUUUCUGGGGCGGCUGGCUGAGUGCGCGUCUCGUCUUGGCUUUGGGCUGGAGGGGGAUGCGGGGUGGGCGGAUGUCCGGGGGUUGCUGGGGGGGUUCUUUUAUACGGAUCAGAAGGGGGAGGUGCUUGGGGAGGAGGUGUGGGGGGACGUUCUUGGGUUGAUUCAGGCUACAGCUACGGCUGCAAGUGUGAAGAGUGAGGGUGUUUCUGGAGGUGGUGGUGCUUGUGUUUGA
This is a messenger RNA of Aspergillus mulundensis, 1686 nucleotides long. RefSeq lists its product as uncharacterized. The record is from RefSeq and is a predicted model, not a curated record. Lineage: Eukaryota; Fungi; Ascomycota; Eurotiomycetes; Eurotiales; Aspergillaceae. The coding region runs from base 1 to 1686 and encodes 561 amino acids. The transcript has 4 exons.